This is a messenger RNA of Colletotrichum truncatum, 1413 nucleotides long. Its product is annotated as FAD binding domain-containing protein. Gene Ontology annotation, molecular function: FAD binding; oxidoreductase activity. NCBI's taxonomy places the organism in Eukaryota, Fungi, Ascomycota, Sordariomycetes, Glomerellales, Glomerellaceae. The record is from RefSeq and is a predicted model, not a curated record.
AUGGGCAACGAACAAAGCUCGCCUUUGGCGAACUGCUUAAACUCAAUCUGCAAUGGUCGCACUAAUUGCGUCGCAUACCCAAACACCCCAUUCUACCAGGUAGCAUGGGUCAACCGUUACAAUCUUGACAUUCCAGUGGAACCCGUUGCCGUAACGAGACCAAGCAAUGCGCAGGAUGUUGCCGGAUUUGUCAAGUGCGCCGCUGAACACAACGUCAAAGUCCAAGCCAAAUCAGGGGGUCACUCUUAUGCUACCAUAGGCCUCGGAGGAGAUGACGGUGCUUUGGUUAUCGACCUCUUGAACCUACAACAAUUCUCCAUGGACACGAGCACGUGGCAGGCAACCAUUGGCUCAGGCCAUCGACUAUGGGAUGUCUCGAGGAAGCUGCACGAGAAUGGCAAACGCGCCAUGUCUCAUGGAGUCUGUCCUGGUGUUGGCAUCGGCGGCCAUGCGACGAUUGGAGGCCUGGGACCGUCAUCGCGAAUGUGGGGUUCUUGCCUGGAUCACGUCUUGGAGGUGGAGGUAGUAACCGCGAAUGGGACCAUCCAGCGAGCCAACAGCGAAAAGAAUAAAGACUUAUUUUUCGCUCUGAAAGGCGCUGGUGCAGGGUUUGGCAUCGUAACCGAGUUUGUUGUUAGAACUCAACCAGAGCCUGGAAACGUCGUUGAGUACACGUACUCUCUCAGUUUUGGGAAGCAUUCAGACUUGGUGGACGUUUUCGAGCAGUGGCAAGCUCUUAUUUCAGAUCCUAAUCUCGACAGGAGGUUUGGCUCGGAGUUCGUUAUUCAUGAGCUGGGCUUGAUUAUUACGGGCACUUUCCACGGUACAGAAGCGGAGUUCGACGCCAGUGGAAUUCCAGAUAGGAUUCCCAAGGGGAAGAUCGCCGUUGUUAUUGAUGACUGGCUUGGUGCCAUUGCCGGCCAGGCGCAAAAAGCUGCUCUGUGGCUUUCGGAAGCUCGGACUGCUUUUACAGCGCGAAGCCUGGCGUUCCGUGAAGACCAGUUACUCUCGAGGGAAGAUAUUGCUAGCAUGAUGAAAUACCUGGACAACACAGAUAAGGGGACGUUGAUCUGGUUUCUUAUCUUCGAUGCGGCUGGCGGUGCCAUUGGCGAUGUUCCCACGGAUGCGACGGCCUAUGCUCACAGAGAUAAAAUCAUGUUCUGUCAAGGAUACGGCAUAGGUAUCCCGACAUUAUCCGACCAGACUAAAAGUUUCAUGAACGGCCUUGUUGCGGCUAUUCGUGGAAUUGUUGGUACAACGAUGAUGACAUACCCGGGCUACGUUGAUCCUACUCUGGACAAUGCUCAAGAGUCUUAUUGGGGAUCCAACUUGGCGACUUUGGAAAGCAUCAAGACCCAGUGGGAUCCAAGAGACAUUUUUCAUAAUCCACAGAGUGUUCGGCCAUUGAAAUGA